Messenger RNA from Miniopterus natalensis, 2928 nucleotides. The record is from RefSeq and is a predicted model, not a curated record. NCBI's taxonomy places the organism in Eukaryota, Metazoa, Chordata, Mammalia, Chiroptera, Miniopteridae.
CUCAACAGUCAUUGGAGAGCGUGGAACAGGAGAUGGAAAGGGGGACAGGGGUCUGACCAGAAGGGCAUUCUGAGCCAUGUUAAGUUUUUAUUCUGUAGGUCUUGGGAAGCAAUGAACAGGAAACGACCUGAUAACUAUAGUACAAAGAAAGAGAUUGUGAGAUGGGGAGUGAGAACAAGGAGAUAAUUCCCAAGGAAGAAAUUUCUGAAGAAUCUGAGCCACAUGGAGCAGUAUUAGAAAAACUUCCAAAGGUAGUUUACGAGAGUCAUGAGUUUGGAGCAGCAUGUGAACAAGACUUGUUGGAGGGGCAUUCAGGAGGGUCCAUAGACGAGAUUAUGGAGCAGAUGUCUCCUCAGGAGAGAGACUUUGCAUCAGGGUUGAUUAUCUUUAAGAAAUCACCCUCAAGUGAAACAGACCAGGAGAAUGAGAAUGAAAGAGUCUGCAAUCCCAGCCCAAACCUGAUUACACAUCAGGGAGAUAUCACAGCAGAGGCAGUUAGUACAUUUGCUACCCCUGGCCAAAACUUCAUAGAGAAUUUGGAACCUAACAGAACACAGAGAAGUUGUGUGGGAGAAAAGCCUCAUACAUGUAAAGAAUGUGGGAAAGCCUUUAAUCAGAAUUCACAUCUUAUCCAGCAUAUGAGAGUUCAUAGUGGAGAGAAACCUUUUGAAUGCAAAGAAUGUGGAAAAACAUUUGGAACUAACUCAAGCCUUCGCAGACACUUGAGAAUUCAUGCUGGAGAGAAACCUUUUGCUUGUAAUGAAUGUGGAAAAGCCUUCAUUCAGAGUUCACAUCUCAUCCACCAUCAUAGAAUUCAUACUGGAGAGAGACCAUACAAAUGUGAAGAAUGUGGUAAAGCCUUUAGUCAGAAUUCAGCCCUUAUUCUACACCAGAGAAUCCACACUGGAGAGAAACCAUACGAAUGUAAUGAAUGUGGGAAGACCUUUAGGGUUAGCUCGCAGCUUAUUCAGCAUCAGAGGAUUCAUACUGAAGAAAGAUAUCAUGAAUGCAGUGAAUGUGGCAAAGCCUUCAAGCAUAGCUCAGGCCUUAUUAGACACCAGAAAAUUCAUACUGGGGAAAAACCAUAUCUGUGUAACGAAUGUGGAAAAGGCUUUGGUCAGAGUUCUGAGCUUAUCCGGCAUCAGAGAAUUCAUACAGGGGACAAACCAUAUGAAUGUAAUGAAUGUGGAAAAACUUUUGGCCAGAACUCAGAGAUUAUUAGACAUAUUAGAAUUCAUACUGGUGAGAAGCCCUAUGUAUGUAAGGAAUGUGGGAAGGCCUUUAGGGGGAACUCAGAACUACUUAGACAUGAGAGAAUUCACACUGGAGAGAAACCCUAUGAAUGCUUUGAGUGUGGAAAGGCUUUUAGGCGGACCUCCCACCUUAUUGUCCACCAGAGAAUUCAUACCGGAGAGAAACCUCAUCAGUGUAAUGAAUGUGCAAGAACCUUCUGGGAUAACUCUGAGCUUCUUCUCCACCAGAAAAUUCACAUUGGAGAGAAACCUUAUGAAUGUAAUGAGUGUGAGAAAACAUUCAGCCAACAUUCUCAACUUAUCAUACAUCAGAGAAUUCACACCGGAGAGAAGCCUUACGAGUGCCAAGAAUGUCAGAAGACCUUUAGUCGGAGCUCUCACCUCCUCCGACAUCAAAGUGUUCAUUGCAUGGAAUGAUUUGCAAAAUAGGAACGUUUUCUGUGGGAAAGCUGAAUUCAGACUUAAUUCAUAACCUACACCCCAAGUUCUCAGAUCAAAUGAAUGGACAGAACCUCUGUCCUACUAGUUUUAAUUUAAACAGUUGGUCAAAUAGAAUGAGGCACUUUUAAGAAUUAUUCACUGAGAAGUUUCAAUGUACUGAGUUAAAUCAUAAAAGGUGUUUCAGGCCUUAAUAAUCCUCUGUCCCUUUUUCUGUCCCUUCCUCCUAGUGUGUCACUUUCCAUUAGGGUCUACAUACCAGCCAUCUAGCCUAAAUUGUUACUCUUUAGGAAAACCGGAGGAAUGUGAUCCACCACUUCCUGAGAAUGAGAGUCAACUCAUUGGACAUUGUCCCCUAAAAUGUUGGAAAGUUGUGGUCUAGAAGACACACUUAAUUCUCUUGUCCAACAUUUAGCACUGGAAUAAUUUAUAAGCUUUUAUUAGCUUCAAAAUCUUUCAAACAUGCUAUCAAGUUCCCAUAGAAGAUGGCAGCACUAAUGAAAUGGAAAUCUUUGGGUCAUUUCAUAUCUCCUGCUGGAAGAGGGUUCCAUGAUGGAGGAAACGGACAGGCAAUUUAUAGAAUCAUAAGUAAAGGUCCUUAGGAUCCAGAAGGGCUGAUGAGCAAGGCCAGGGGAUGAUAAACGUGAGGCCAGACUACUCAGCAUGGGCAAAGCGGCUGUUUAGCAGCUAUCUCACACUUUGGGCUGCUCGGACUGUCUGCUCUCAAGAACUCUGCUGCAUUCACUUUUGGCCCUGGCUAUUGCUGCUGCUGACAGAUCUGUGUCAGGAGGUAGCAGAGAGGACUGCAGCUUCACUAUCACCAGGCACCUGGCCGCAGUGAUGAGCCAGUUCACCUGAUUGAGCAGGGUCUCCUUGCCAAAGCACUUAAUGCUCUCAUGAUCUGAAGACCCCACUGAACUGAUAGGCCAGGAUGUGAUGGCCUCCUCUCAGUUUGCCCUUGGCCUUGGAAUUCUCUUCCUUCAGCAUCUCUACAUGAGUUUUGUGUGUUCUCCUUUGUGUUUUUUUCUUCUUUGAGGAAACACGUCCUCAAUUUUUCAUGUGUCCAUGUUUCUGAGACAGUGGGUGGGAGGGGGAAUUGCACUAAUGGGGAUUCAGCAGGCUGAGGGCCUGGUUUUAGAGCUAGACCUUGAAUAAGGCACUUCACCUGCUGGUCCCUAAUUUUUUCAUCUGUAAAAUGAGGGGAGUUGAACUAAAUGAUCUCUGAAGUUUCAACCAA